AUGUUCUCUCUCGUCAAGCUUACCACCUUUGUUACCAUCACGUUCGGUGCCAUUGCCGCCGUCUCUGCCGCCGCCGUGCAGACCAAACGCCAGAGCGACAGCCUUAUUGCCAUUUUGGCCGAGUUGACUGCGCAGCUCGCACCCGCCGCCGCACAAUUGAGCUCCCUCGACGCAAACAACGCGACUGCAGAAAACAUCACGCCCAUCGUCAGCAGUAUCACUAGCAAUGUGCAGAGCUCGCAGAGCAAAAUCAGCGCACUUCCCACUCAAGACACCAAUUUCGUCUCCUCAGACGACGUAGCCUCCGGUUUGAACGGUGUCUUCCAGACCGUCCUUUCUCCUGCUAGUAAUGUAAUGGCACUUCCUGGUGUUGACUCGGCUAAGGUUGGACCUGCCUUUUUGCCGCUUGGCGUCGUUCUUGACGGUCUUGUCAUCGCUGUCUUUAGCGUUGUCGUUGACCUCGUGGUAGUGGUCAAGGCUACCCUGGACACAUUGCUCGUUGGCGUCGUUCAUGUCAUUCUCGAUCUGAAAUUCACUACCCUUAUUGCUACACUCGGCCUUGGAGUUGUGUAG
This is a messenger RNA of Heterobasidion irregulare TC 32-1, 573 nucleotides long. RefSeq lists its product as uncharacterized. The transcript has 4 exons. Lineage: Eukaryota; Fungi; Basidiomycota; Agaricomycetes; Russulales; Bondarzewiaceae. The record is from RefSeq and is a predicted model, not a curated record. The coding region runs from base 1 to 573 and encodes 190 amino acids.